AAUAAAUUCCAGCACCUUGGAAGCGCUUCCGUCAAGCCCUACCCGUUCGUCACGAUGCUCGCAGAGCUGCUUGGACGUGAUGACACCGGCACAACAGAUGGGCAUGUUGACAGGUCGGUCCAGAAAUGGAAUCUGGCGACACAGAUAUUAUGCAUCACUACAAUGACCAUUUUCUUUGCUCUGCGAUGUUUUACUCGCCUUGUCAUUAUGGACGGCUUUAGGAGAGAGGAUUGGACAUGUCUAGGUGCCUGGUUUCUUGGUGUGUGUUAUUCGGUCAUUGCUUUGAUCAUGGGACACUUUGGGGGCGGGGUGCACUACGCGGAUGUGCCUGUAUCCCAUCGCAUACCCUUCGAAAAGACGGUGUAUGUGACAAUGGUCAUGUACGGCCCGACCGCAUAUUUGACAAAGUUGUCCCUACUUUGGAUCAUUGCCCGAGUCUUCAGCCCUUAUCGCAAAACCGUUAUAUUCAUCUACGUAUUCUUGGGUGUUAUGCUAGCCUACUAUAUUCCAGCGGUCAUCGUCAAGAUCCGGAUCUGCGACCCAAUAGCGAAGUUCUGGGCCCCCGACACAUCGGGGUCAUGUCUGGACCAGACAUCAAUCAUUCUUGCCGAUGCGGUUGUCAGUGUCGUUAGCGAUAUGACUAUCCUCAUUCUUCCCCUACCUUUGACGGUAGGGUUGCAAUUGCCGCUGAAGAAGAAAUUGCGAGUCAUGGUCGUAUUGGGAGCUGGAGGACUAGCAUGUGCAUCGAGUAUUGUCCGUCUGAUCCUCAUUAUUUUGACGGGGCAAUCGAAGGACGGGACACUGGCUUUCAUGCGCAUUAACAUGUUUGGGAACGCCGAGAUAACGAUUGGGGUCAUUUGUGCCUGCUUGCCCGCCCUUUCAGCCCUGGUCUCCCGUACCCACCGCGAGUAUACGAGCAACAAAUACUCGAGUCAUAAGAACACCCAGACAUCACAGUAUGAGUUGAACAAGGUCAAGAAUAGUCGUCCCAGUCGCGCGGAUAGGAGCAAAAACCAGAUGACCCUGACGGAGGUUGGAUCGGACCAGGACAUUCUCAUCCCCAACGCUCAGGAAGCGCCAAGGAUCGAGACCACGGUCCGUGGCGAUUCAGAGCGGCAAGGCACAGAAACCAUGGGGAUCAUGAGAACUGUCGACGUAUCAACUACUGUGACCUCGCGGUACAAUGAAAACGAAUGACAGGUAAAAGUCUUUUGGCGGUAUGGCGGCGUUCCGGGGUUUAUCAUUAUGCUGUGCCUUAACCGGCUCACAUCUCGACGAAUCGACAUGGUUUUCUUAACGUAUCUAUAAUAAUAUAGUGUAUCAUAUGCUUUCCUGACCUCAUAACGGCCUUAAUGUCGAUUUAUGUCUGUGUAUAUUUUGACGCCAGGAAGCAAUAUGAUGGCUGUUGACUUGCUCGCGCAUUGUGACAAACAUCACAAUGUAGUGAUACUAAGGUUCUGAUGGACCCACAUAAUUGACAGAAGCUU
Molecule: messenger RNA, 1487 nt
Organism: Aspergillus welwitschiae
Lineage: Eukaryota; Fungi; Ascomycota; Eurotiomycetes; Eurotiales; Aspergillaceae
Product: putative integral membrane protein
Exons: 6
Coding region: 55-1197 (380 amino acids)
Source: RefSeq, a predicted model, not a curated record